AUGUCCAGAAGAGCAAGAUAUCAAUACGAUGAUGAAGAGCUUCCCGAGGCAUACGACUCGGAAACGCGCCAAUACACCUUCCGCGCCCAGCCCGAAGUGACGCGCAAUCCCGACCACCACCACAUGUUUUCCGACACGCAGUCUCACGGACGUUAUCAACCCGUCGGUCGCCCUUCCGGCCCCUAUCCCCGAGGCCUCGCUGCAGAAUAUUCCUCCCCUGCACCGGAACCAUACCAGGACGCCGGGCGUGCACGUGAACGCACCUUCACACGCGCAGCCAAAGUGAUUGCGAAGAAAGCUUUCCACAUUCUUCUCGAUGCUUUCCGCUUCGUCGAGCAUUCUGAUCCAUCACUACUGGCCACAGCAGCAGGAACAACCACCCCAACAAGAACCCCUCGUCGUCCAACGAAUUGGCGAGUCGACGCGGACUCUGGUGAUCUCGUUAUGAAUGAUGAUGAUGAUGACGAUGAUGAUGAUGAUAACGUUAAUGGACCACCAACAUCCUCCUACCGCAUCGAUCCGAAAAGACAUGUCCGAUGGCAAAAUCAGCAACAGAAGAAGACUCGAAGAAGCGCCAAGGUUGUCGGGGGCCGUAGCAGGAGAAUGCCUGUUCCCGUGUAUGGUUUCGAGACGGGCGGAAAAUAUCCUUCUGCUCGUGCUGCUGUCAUCCUGUGUUGGGGUCGUGAGUGCACGCUCGUCUUCAUCGGCGCGCUGUUUGCAGACAACUUCUUAGGUGCCGUCUUGAGUGUGCUGCUGAAGAAGAACCUAUGUGCAUCGAAGUGGAGACUGAUCCUGGAGACCCCUCUACGGGAAGAGAAAGUGUUGGACAAAGAAAGGGCCUUGCAAUGCCGGUUUUGUCCUCGCCAAAACGUUGUAAUCUCGCCGGAUCUAGACAUGGCCAAGAGCGCUGCAUUCCACUCUGAUAAUGCAGCACCAUGCGAAAGUCUAGCCUCAUGGUUCAAGGGCCUCGUUAUCGUCUCGGAAAAGUGA
Messenger RNA from Sphaerulina musiva SO2202, 990 nucleotides. RefSeq lists its product as uncharacterized. The record is from RefSeq and is a predicted model, not a curated record. The transcript has 3 exons. Bases 1 to 990 code for a protein of 329 amino acids. Lineage: Eukaryota; Fungi; Ascomycota; Dothideomycetes; Mycosphaerellales; Mycosphaerellaceae.